Messenger RNA from Diabrotica virgifera virgifera (western corn rootworm), 670 nucleotides. RefSeq lists its product as uncharacterized. NCBI's taxonomy places the organism in Eukaryota, Metazoa, Arthropoda, Insecta, Coleoptera, Chrysomelidae. The transcript is spliced from 2 exons. The record is from RefSeq and is a predicted model, not a curated record. Bases 185 to 598 code for a protein of 137 amino acids.
UAACAUCAAAUUACUCAACAUUAUUCAUCCUAUUACUAAACUUGCUUUAUUACUUAGAGGGUAUCUUUACAAUUUUCCUUCUUAAGAGUCAGCACAUUUCAGUAUUUUAUGCUUAACCUGUUUAUCUUACCAUUGCAAACUUCAACUAAUUAAUUCGUUCCCUUUAUUACUGAUCAUAAACUUGAUGUUUGGUUUUAAUUUUUUAGAUGAUUAUUUACUUGCUAGAAAAAAAGCUCUUACGGCUGAAACUACUAGUGACCUUAAUACAGAUACAGAGGCGGGUAAUAAAAGACGUAGAAAGAAGAAAAUUAUAUCCUCUUCUUCUGAAUCUGAUGAAAAUGAUGAACCUACGGAACAUGCAUCAAAUAGGAAGCAAUUUAAAGUUACUAAAAUGCCUACCCCACCAAUUUGGACCAACGACAUGGCUGAAAUGGUAGACGAGUUAACUGUUUCGAACACACCAAGUCAAACAGGCAAUAGUUCUACCCCCUGCUUUACCCCUGGUCAAGUUCAUCAUGAUCGUAACAUGGGUCCAGGUUCGAAAAGCAAUUACACCACAACAUCUUUUAUUAACAAUAUUCAAAUUAUUACAUCAUAAUACAUAAUAAUUUUUUUAGAAGCUGGGCAAAAGGCACAUGGAUCAAUGGGAUCACCAAAAAGGGCCUUGAAG